Molecule: messenger RNA, 800 nt
Organism: Rosa rugosa (rugosa rose)
Lineage: Eukaryota; Viridiplantae; Streptophyta; Magnoliopsida; Rosales; Rosaceae
Product: protein FATTY ACID EXPORT 4, chloroplastic
Exons: 4
Coding region: 101-664 (187 amino acids)
Cellular component (GO): membrane
Source: RefSeq, a predicted model, not a curated record
CUCUCUCUCUCUCUCUCUCUCUCAAUUAUCUUGAAAUUUUAGAAUGGAGUGGGAGUGUGUAUACCCCCACACAAGUCCAGAAGCUCACUGAAUUUCAGGAAUGAUGGCGUCGGCCACUUUCAAUUUCUCCAGGGUUUACUUGUACCAGCACCACUCCACAGUUCCCAGAUCCAAAUCUUCUGCAUUAGUUUCAAAUUCCAAACCUUUUCGCUGCGAUUUUAUCGCGGGCAAUGAAAAACUGAUACUAGAUAAUGCGACUAGUCUCAGAACCAAAGCCAAGUUAGCUCCCAAUCCCCGUCGUCGGUUUUCGUGCACUUCUAAUCUGGCGGAGUAUGCCCAGACUACCUCUGCCGUCUAUGGAUUCCUCCUCCUCAGCGGUGGCUUCUUUGCCUAUACUAGGACAGGAAGCAAAGGGUCACUUCUAGGAGGCGUUUCCGGGGCAGCUGUAAUGGCCACUGCUUACUAUCUGAUGAAAACACCAGAGACAGAAGCUCUUGGUGAUGCCCUUGGCUUUGGAUCAGCGUUCCUUUUUGCUUCUGUAUUUGGUAUCCGAUUAGCAGCUACUCGGAAAUUUGCUCCUGCAGGCCCUCUCUUGGCUCUUUCCCUCAGUGCACUGGCUGUUUUUAUAACAGCAUACCUUCAAGAUAGUGUCACUACUCUUUAGUUUUGUCCUUUAGAGAUGCUCCAAUGUAACUUAGAAUUCGUGCAUUUCUUGUUAAUGUAGUAAAGCUGUGAGCAAUUUUUGAAGUCAAUCUUUGUGUUCUAACUACUACCUCUUUUUCUGGAUUUGAAUUUUUGAA